GGCGGCGGGCGUGUGGCCGCGGCGCUGCCCCGGGGAGGGAGGCACGGAGCCGAGCCGAGCCGAGCCGAGGUUGAACCGCGGGCCCCGGCUGCAGCGCGGGGGAAGCGCCCGCCCGGGCUGGAGGGCGGCAGCGGCGGCGGGAGCCCGGAAAGUUGGAGCCCGGGGAGGAGGCGGCGGCGGCGGCGGCUGCUGCGCGCUCGGAUGCCGCCCGCCGCCUCGGUGCCCCCGCCGAUCGCCGGAGCCCGGCGUCGCCUCCUGCCCGGGGAGCGGCGGGCGGCGCGGGACCAGGAGGGAUGCGGCUGUGGCCCGUGGCCGCCAGGCAGAGCGCGGCUCCCCGGGAAAUGCUCCUGACCAUCGCCGUCUGGCUGGCUUGGCAGGAAGCCUCCGCGGCGCCCACCCCGACGGCCGAUGACCUGAACCUGGGCGUUGACUGGCUGACUAAAUUUGGCUACCUGCCUCCUCCAGGCCCUGUCACAGGACAACUGCAGACCCAGGAAGAGCUUGCAAAAGCCAUCACAGCCAUGCAACAGUUCGGAGGCCUAGAAGCAACAGGGAUACUAGAUGAAGCUACGCUGGAAUUAAUGAAGACACCUCGUUGCUCUCUCCCUGAUCUUGCUGAGUCAGAGACCAGGAAGAAGCGGCACGCUCAGGCCAUGACAAAGUGGAAUAAGAGGAACUUAUCUUGGAGAGUCCGCACCUUCCCCAAAGAAUCCCACCUGGGCCAUGACACGGUCCGCGCCCUCAUGUACUAUGCCCUGAAGGUCUGGAGUGACAUCACCCCGUUGAAUUUCCACGAAGUGGCGGGUAACAACGCUGACAUACAGAUAGACUUCUCCAAAGCAGACCACAAUGAUGGGUAUCCCUUUGAUGGGCCUGGCGGCACGGUAGCACAUGCUUUCUUCCCUGGAGACCAUCAUACCGCAGGAGACACUCAUUUCGAUGACGACGAAUUUUGGACCUUCCGAUCAUCAGAUGCCCAUGGGAUGGACCUGUUUGCCGUGGCAGUCCAUGAGUUUGGCCACGCCAUCGGCUUGACCCACAUCUCUGCCUUAGAGUCUAUCAUGAGACCCUAUUACCAGGGACCGGUGGGGGAUCCCCUGAAGUAUGACCUGCCUUACGAAGACAAAGUCAGAAUCUGGCAGCUAUAUGGAGUCAGGGAUUCUGUAUCCCCAACAGCCAAGCCUGAAGUAACCAAAACUGACGACCACCCCCUUCUGCCAGAGCUGCCAGAGAACCGCUCCACUGUGCAGCUCAGAAGAGAUAUCCCCAACAGAUGCAACACUCACUUUGAUGCCGUGGCUCAGAUCAGAGGCGAGGCUUUCUUCUUCAAAGGCAAGUACUUCUGGAGACUGACUCGCAAUAAACACUUGGUCUCCCUCCAGCCAGCUCAGAUCCACCGUUUCUGGAGGGGUCUACCCCUCAAUAUGGACAGUGUGGACGCGGUGUACGAGAGAACCAAUGACCACAAGAUCGUGUUCUUCAAAGGAGACAGAUACUGGGUGUUUAAAGACAAUAACGUGGAGGAAGGAUACCCUCGGCCAAUUUUGGAUUUUGGCUUGCCACCGGGAGGCAUCGACGCUGCCUUCUCCUGGGCCCACAAUGACAAGACUUAUUUCUUUAAGGACCGUCUCUACUGGCGCUAUGACAACCAUGAGCGGAGGAUGGAUCCCGGCUAUCCUUCAGAGACCACUUUGUGGAAGGGCAUUCCAAGCACAUUAGAUGACGCAAUGAGAUGGUCAGAUGGUGCGAUCUAUUUCUUCAGGGGCAAGGAGUACUGGAAAGUGUUGGACAAUGACCUGGAAGCAGAACCCGGUUACCCUCAGUCCAUCGCCAGAGACUGGCUGGUGUGCGGUGACAUGCAGUCUGAUUCUCCAGACUCCGCAGGGCGCAGCAGGACUGGGGCGCGCUCCAAGCAAGGGCAGCACGACGAGAGCCGUUCGGAAAAUGGCUACGAGGUCUGCUCAUGCACCUCCUCCUCAGAUUCCCUCUCGGCCCGCCCGGCGCUCAGACUCUCCGCAAGCCUUGUGCUAGCGAGCCUGUGGACAGCAGCAGUGGCUUGCGCAGCACUAUGACAUCCAGUAACAUGGACAAGAAGAUGUUACGGUGCUUCAGGGACUGGUGGUGGAAAAAAAUCACACCAUGCUACACUGUUACCGCCGAAACAAACAUUCCUAGGAACAUGGCAGCGAAGGUUUCAAGUUCUCCAUGAGAAGUGAACUGGGUUUAUUUUUAUUUUUUAGUUAAAGGUCUAAUAAUGGACUGUGGGUUCUGCACCUUCUUCUUCCCCCAACCAGCUAAAGAAUAAAGACAUUGCUGAAUAUUAGUUAUAAAGGUUUUGUAGAGAUGUAACACUCGGGGUGUGUAAGAACUGCCAAGUAGAGAAGGCAUGGAUACAUUGAAAGGCCACUCUGGUUUCUUGAAAACAGACCAGAUAGUGGUGAAACCCAGUUGUUAUUCCAGGAACAAAAGCAGCCUCGGUGUAAGGCAGUGGGAAAGAUGCAACAGCUGUGCUGACGUUCAGUAAUGUAAUAUAUGCAUCCGAGUGGAUGUAUGAGAUAGAAUGGCAUCUUGACUGCACUGGGCUUGAUUGCAAAGUGGUACAUUUCACAAACAAAUCUAUGCUGCCAACUGAUCUCAAGCUAACCCGCGCCAGUUUCUAUAGAUCAGAAACAUAUUUGCCUUUAUGAAGGACGUGAAGGUCACCUUUGAUUCCAGAUGUUUAAAUUUAAGGGCUUCUCUGUUAAACCUUGGCCACACAAACACAGAUACCAUGGUCAACAGCAGGUAUCGAUCCCCCCUGUCUUCAGCAUACUCCUUGACUGCUUGAGCUAGAGUAGCUCUUUGAUCUCGGCGCAAGUAGCGGGCUGUUACAAGCACUGAGUGCAGUCGUUCAGCUGAGAUGCAGUGACACACAUGAAACCAGUGUAAUCCACAUGCAUCUAACUUUUCUGCGCCCCUAAAUUCUAUUCUAGAUGUAUUUUGUGAUUGAUCGCUGCAUACAAAAAUCACAUUCGUUUAAGGCUUCCUUUCAAGGAUUUGUGAGGGACUAAACUUUGAAUUGUGGAUGCACGCGCUCGUUUUAGAUGUAUUUUCAAAUAACAGGUUCUGCUUUUUGGCUGGCUUCUUAUAUCAGCCAGAUGCCAUUAUGAUACCAUCAGUUGUGAAUCAAUUAUUCUGUAUGCCACUGUCACUGUUUAAUUUGGCACCAAUACACUAAAGGAGAACGAAGGGGAUUAAUUGUUUUAAAGUGGGGAUCUUGCUCCAUAAAAAUGACGUCACAAAAUUCCAUGUUUGUCUCUCCUUCGCUUACAGAUCCAGUUUGCUCAGUUCACAAGUAAAAAGAUGGUUUUCUAACUGUCCCCAUACUCUACAUGGGUCCAGAGAGUCAAGCUGGGUUCUUUCUGGCUCCUGGACCAACACCUGCCCCCCUGACUCAGCGGAGGUGAACUACAGCUGUACAUACGUGUAGCUUCUGUGGUUGGUUGAAAUGUUUUAAAUUUCACACUUUCCGUCAAAAAUGUUUGAAUUUUGAGCAAAAAAAGAGAGGGUAAAGAUGUUCAGUGAAAUUUUCACAAAACUUCUCUCCCCGCUUCCCCCCACUCCCAUACUGUAAACAGUUACUGUACAGGUAAAUAACCCCUUCUUCCUGGUGGUGGUAGGUGAGCAAGAAGGAGCCAGAUCCAAGGAGAACUUGAAGGGCAACUGGAUUUUUAAAACAUCCUUUAAACUGUAAACUGAGCAACUUUGGUGUGGAAUUGCACUGCUUGGAAACCCCGCAAAAUUGUGAUCAACUAUUUCACUGGGGGGAAGUGGGGGUUGGGAUCAAAAUUUAAUUUUCAAGCAAAAACAAUGUGUUUAAAAAUUGGAAAUUUUCCACUGGCCCUAAGUCUGGAGCCAGUGAAAGACAGUCAACAUGGAACCCUGCAAUGUUGAUUUUCAGAGUAGAACACUUUUAAGGGAGCCAUUUUCAAAAGUGCUGAGCCCUGGCCUAACUCUGUUCCCACUGAGGUCAACAUUGAAAAUUGCUCUUGAAAAUCCACCUAGGAGCCUCUUCAAAGAUAUUUCUUGGAAGAGACUCGUUAAAAAAAGAAGAAGAAGAAGAAGAAAAGAGCAGCACUAGUUUCUUCUAACUUCCAGAUGGAUUUAAAUGAUGAGAGAAACAUCUCUUCCAACGUCUUUUAAUCAUUGGCCUUUCUCUCUCCCACUUCCCAUGUGGAUCACGCUGACAAGUAACUUCUCUUCAUACUAGCCACUACGGUGGCACUGAACAGGCUGGUGUCUUUCGGUGGCCUAACGGGAAGCUGGAUAAGGAAUCUAAAUGGUGACUCUCACACACUUGGUGCCAUUUUGGGGUGAGUGGGUGGGUGUGGUGUUAAAUGAGUUAUAUUAACUCUUUCAGUGCUUCAGGGAAUGGUGUGGCUUGCAGGGAGCAGUGUCCACAUGGCUGCACCAGAUUGUUUAGUUUUUGGUGGUUUUACUGGGGUAAGUCCCUCACCAAAGGCUCUUCAGCAGAGUAGGCAGUCACAGGAUAAGAGGGAAGAUCCUCUCACGGAUCAGUAACUGGUUAAAAGAUAGGAAACAAAAGGUAGGAAUAAAUGGUCGGUUUUCACAGAGGAGAGGGGUAAAUAGUGGGGUCUCCCCAAGGAUCUGUACUGGGACCUGUUGCUGUUCAACAUAUUCAUAAAUGAUCUGGAAAAAGGGGGUAAACAAUCAGGCGGCAAAGUCUGCAGACGAUACAAAGGUUUCAGAGUAGCAGCCGUGUUAGUCUAUAUUCGCAAAAAGAAAAGGAGGACUUGUGGCACCUUAGAGACUAACCAAUUUAUUUGAGCAUAAGCUUUCGUGAGCUACAGCUCACGUCAUCGGAUCCGGUGCCAGAAGUACUCCUUUUCUUUUAGACGAUACAAAGUUAUUCAAGGUAGUUCAGUCCAAACCCAACUGUGAAGAGCUACAACGGGAUCUCACAAAACCGAGUGACUGGGCAACCAACUUGCAGAUGAAAUUCAAUAUUGAUAAGUGCAAAGUAAUGCACGAUGGAAAACACAUUCCCAACUGUCCAUACAAAAUGAUAGGGAGCUAAAUGAACUGUUACCAUUCAAGACAGAGAUCUUGGAGUCAUUGUGGAUAGUUCUCUGAAAACAUCCACUUGAUGUUCAGGAGUAGUCAAAAAAGCUUGGAAAAGGGAUAGAUAAUAAAAUAGAAACGAUUAUAAUGCUGCUGUAUAAAUCCAUGGUACACCCACACCUUGAAUACUGUGUGCAGUUCUGGUCACCCCAUCGCAAAAGAGAGAUAUUCAAGUUGGAAAAGGUGUUGAGACGGGCAACAGAAAUUAUUAGAGGGAUGGAACAACUUCCAUGCAAGAUUGGGACUCUUCAGCUUAGAAAAGAGAUGACUGGGGGGAAUGAUAGAGGCCUAUAAAGUCAUCACUGAUAUGCAGAAAGCGAAUAAGGAGGUGCUAUUUGCCCCUUCAGGUAACACAAGAACUAAGGGUGACACGAUUAAAUUAACAGGCUGCAGGUUUAAAACAACAACUUCUUCACACAACGCACAGUCAACCUGUGGAACUCAUUGCCAGGGUAUGUUGUGAAGGCCAGAAGUAUAACGGAGUUCAAAAAAGAAUUAGAUAACUUCAUGGAGGAUAGGUCUAUCAAUGGCUAUUAGCCAAGUUGGUCAGGGAUGCAAACCCCUGCUCUGGGUGUCCCUAAGUCUCCGACUGUCAGAAACAUCUGCAACUGGCCAUCGGAGAGAGGAUCCUGGGCUACAUGGGCCAUGGGUCUGACCCAGUAUGACCGUUCUUAUGUUAAGUCCAUUUCCCUGAGUGUUCACUAAGCACCUGGGGGCAUCUAAAGGGACUGAAUUAGAUCCAGAGCCGGUAAACCAUUCCACACCCAAGGAGCUGUCAAAAGGGCGGUGCUACUGUUAAUGGAUCCUAAAGGUCUGGGUUUUCCAGUAGCUGCUGGUACAUUUGUUCUGUUUCUCUGCCACAAAAAUCACCCCCUCCCUUCUCCCCAAAUGCCAGGCCUCCGUUAAUAGCAUGACACAGGGACUCGGAAGCAGGCUGCAGCAUCCAUUUGGACUCAUAUUGUAACACUUUAUCUUUGCAACAUUGCUGCUGCUCUGGUCCUAUCCCAGUCCGGGGCUGCUGCA
Molecule: messenger RNA, 6144 nt
Organism: Chelonia mydas (Green sea turtle)
Lineage: Eukaryota; Metazoa; Chordata; Testudines; Cheloniidae
Gene: MMP17
Product: matrix metallopeptidase 17
Exons: 10
Coding region: 294-2072 (592 amino acids)
Biological process (GO): extracellular matrix organization; collagen catabolic process; proteolysis
Cellular component (GO): extracellular matrix
Molecular function (GO): zinc ion binding; metalloendopeptidase activity
Source: RefSeq, a predicted model, not a curated record